Molecule: messenger RNA, 1809 nt
Organism: Talaromyces rugulosus
Lineage: Eukaryota; Fungi; Ascomycota; Eurotiomycetes; Eurotiales; Trichocomaceae
Exons: 2
Coding region: 1-1809 (602 amino acids)
Molecular function (GO): catalytic activity
Source: RefSeq, a predicted model, not a curated record
AUGGCCAUCCGUAAAGACCUUAUAGGGGCGGUUAGGGUCGAGAACCGCACUGAUUUAGUAGACCACCCCUAUUUACAGGCCCUGGACAUAUGGGAAGCACCAAUAAUUAGCGGGCAUGCCCCCCGACGCACUAGAAUAGUCAACUGCUAUGAUGUGUGGAUUGGGGCCAGUUACCGGUGGCAAGGGGCCUUCCCUAGACGACGCCGGGCCAUCGAGGACGCAGACUGGGACCUGCUUAUAGUGGGUAGGUGCCUAUUAGUGGGUGAUUUCAACGCCCAUAGCCCUUCGUGGAACCCACUGGCCAAGGGCCGGGUUAACGCUGAGCCCUUGGAACAGCUUAUAGAGCGGCACUCACUAUAUGUUAAUAACCCACUGGGGGAGGCCACACGCUAUAAGAAGACCGAGGGGGUGUCAAUUAUUGAUUUAGCGUUAUCCUCGCCAACCCUAGGGCCUCUGCAAGCCUGGGAGGUGGAUAAGGAUAAGCCUACAACAUCUGACCAUGAGCUUAUCGUCCUAGCCUGGGAAGCCCUAGAACCCCCCCCAGGAGGAAUCUCCGGGGAGAUUACUGGGUGGCAGAUAGAAGCUCUGCAGGUAAACGAGGAAGCCCUAAAGCUGGCCACAGCAGCUUGGGCCUCAGAGGCUGUAGGCCACCCCCCUCUUAGUGAUCAAUGCACCGAGGAAGACCUUGCUAGAGAGGCCAAUUGGGUGCAGGACACCCUAACCAGCGUACUCGAUAGGCAUGCCAAAGCAGUACGGCUUUGUGCACGCUCUAAGCGGUGGUGGAAGCCAGAGCUGCGGCAAGCCCGGAGCUUAUGGGCUGCAGCCCGCAAGCGGUGGCAGGCCCAUGCCUGUACCGACACCGAAUUCAAGGCUGCAAGAACCGCUUAUUACCAUGAAAUAAAGGCGGCUAAAAGGACCUGCUGGGAGGUCUUCCUUGCUGAGGGAGGCCCUGGGGGGAAGGAAGAGUGGAAAAAAGGUUCGAACCCCACUGGGAACCCUUUUCCCAAAGGCCCUAGGGAUGGCCUGGAAAAGCCUUCUCCAGGAGAUCCUAAUAGGCAGCUAGAAGCAGCGGCAAAAGCUGCUAUUGAGUGGGGACUGGCAAAUAGCGUCAAAUUCGACCCUAAAAAGACAGAGGCCAUCCUAUUCUCUAGGGCCACCAGCAGGGAACAUAAAAAUCAGGUCCAGGAAGCUAGGGUGCAGGUAGGAGACGCUUUAGUGGCAUUCUCCCCAACAGCCAUCCGGUGGUUAGGGGUCUUACUAGAUCCAAAGCUUACCCUCAAAGCCCACUAUAAGUACCGCCUGCAAAAAGGUCAAAAUACUGAAAGACGAGUGCGGGCACUGUGCAAGGCCCAGGGGCUCCCCCCAGGCCUGGCAUGGCGAAUCCAAAAGGCCACCGCGCAGUCAGUGGCGCUUUAUGGGGCCGAGCUUUGGUGGCAUGGGCAAAAGAACUGCCUAGAAGGACUGCAGGGCCUAAUUAAUAACCAGGCCCGGGCAGUCACAGGCAUGCUGAAGUCCACCCCAUUAGGACCGCUUAUAAGGGAGGCAGCUUUGGAACCAGCAGAGGCCCUAUUAGAUAGUAAACAGCGGCGGUAUGCCCUGAGACUCCUAGGACUUCCCCAGGGGCAUCCAGCAGCAGAAAUACUCCCCAUAACGCUUAGGGAGGGAGACGCCCAUGCACAGCCUGGAGAGCAGCCGCUAGAAGACCGAGCUUGGGCAACACCAACCCGCCGAGGCCCCUGGAAGCUGGGCAUGGGCCUGGCCCGCAGGCUACGAGAGGCCUUGACCGCCGACCCCCCUCCAGGGCUUUGA